This is a messenger RNA of Argiope bruennichi, 4434 nucleotides long. RefSeq lists its product as uncharacterized. Bases 334 to 4179 code for a protein of 1281 amino acids. The record is from RefSeq and is a predicted model, not a curated record. The transcript is spliced from 4 exons. Lineage: Eukaryota; Metazoa; Arthropoda; Arachnida; Araneae; Araneidae.
UGGGUGAAAAUGGUUUUCAACCAUUUCGGGGGUUAAAAACGGGUUUUCCAAGGGCAAAUCUUCCUUUAGACCCUUAUGCCCUUCGUGAUUUCUGCAGUGUGUCAGCAGUUUAAACCGUGAUCUUUGUAAAACAAGGUCAUACAUCCAUCUACUUGGCGCUCAACCAGUGACGUCAGCGAUGUGGAUGGAGAAGUUUCUAAUCUGAAGGAAAGUGAAUCAAGAUAGUCGCCAUUGUCAUUUGCUGAAACACGCGCAAUAUUUUUUUUCUUGUUUCGUUUGUGUAAAAGAUGUUUUGACUCUUUUUCAUAUUGAUUUGAAAUAAUAUCAACAAAGAUGCCUAGUUCGUGCUGCGUACCGAACUGUAGAAGUAAUUACACUAAAAAGAGCCCGAAAGUAUCUGUAUAUCAAUUUCCAAGAGAUGAAAACGCCAAAAGAGCGUGGCUUUCUGCUAUUAACAGAGAAGAUUUCGUUCCAACGAAAUAUAGCAAGGUCUGCGCCAAACAUUUCUCAGAUGAUCAGUUUGCAACUUUUAGAGAGGCCUUUAAUGAUCGUACGGGUGAACUUAUUCAAGUACAACUGGAGCAUAGGAGGCUGAUACCAGGAGCUAUUCCGUCCCUUUUCCCAAAUUCAUCGGAACCUUCGAAUUCUCGAGAAAAUCUUGAAGAUAAAGCAGAAAUAACUGUACCUUUUGGCUUAAAAGAUGUAACUGUCAGCUUACAAGAGCAGGUGGAAAAGGAAAGAUUGGAAAAAAUUCCAACUGUACAGGAACCGUACAAAAUAUUAAAGUCACAAAAACCAGAUUACUUAAAGGUUAUAUCAAACAAAAGUGCGAUAAUUUUAUUACCUGUAGAUGCAAAUCAGGAGUCUAAGAAUUCAGGCACUUUCGCCAAAGUAGAGGAGAAGAAAGAUCACACUUUACUUGAAAUCCCCGUCAAGAUCGAAGAACUUGUGGAUAGUACCCCGAUCCCAUCUAUUUCCAACGAUGUUGGCAAUCAAGCGUUCAUCCUAACCCAGGAAGAUAGUUCUUGGAUAAUAGCAAACUCGGUUAAGGAACCACAGUCCUCCUUAUCCUUCGCCUGUCUGGCAUCUCCCUACGAAUCAGGAACUUAUGAUCGUGAUGAACUCAACCCAACCAGUUCUAAUGAGUGUCGCCAACCUAUUCUUGGCGAUGCUGUUUUGGCGUCAACAAACUAUUCUGAAAUGCUACCGAAGAGUCCUGCUAUGUUUUCAACUACAGGCUCUUCGAAAGAGUCUCACAAGGAUAUUCCCAUCAAAGAAAAACCUGUGGAUUACAUUGCAAACCCUUGCACCUCCACCUAUGUUGCCAAUCAAGAGUUCAUCUUACAUCAGGAGAAACAUUCUUGGACUACGUCUAACUCGGUUGCGGAGUCACAGUUCAUGUUACCCGUGGCCAGUGUGGCAUCUUCAAAUGCUCCAGAAACCUCUAAUAGUGGACCACCGAAGAAGAAAAGAAAAGUUAUUUUAAAGAAGGAAAUUACUUUAGUAUCACCAACAACAAAUGAUCCUGAACUGGUACCCCAAAAUCCUCUAUACAGCUUUGGCGAGAACUCGACACAAGGCCUUUCGAAGGAUGCUUCCAUUAAGAUCAAAGAACCUAUGGAUUACAACUCGAUCCUGUCCAUUUUCAACGAUGCCGCCAAUCAAGAUUUCGACUUUCCCCAGGAAAGAAAUUCUAGAACAACAUCUAAUUUUGUGGUGGAAUCGCAGUUCGCCUCAUCCGUCGCCAAUGCGGCAUCUUCUUACGAACCAGAAACUUCUGAUUGUGAUCAACUAAGAAAAAAACAGAAAAGCAACCCAUCCAAUUCGAGUGAGGGUCUCAACCCCAUUAUUGGUGAAGGACUUCAGCGACCAAGAAACUGUUCUAAAGCGAGAUCACAAGGUCCUGUUUGCAACUCUGAAGAAUCUUCAACUCCAAACCCUUCGAAAAAAUCUCAUAUAGACGUUCCUGUCAGGAAUGAGGAACAUGUGGAUUACAUCUCAAAUCCGUGUGCCUCCAACGAUAUUGCCAGUCAAGAGUUCGUCUUAUCCAAAGAAAAGAGUUCUUGGACAGCACCUAACUUGGUUACAGAGCCACAGUUUACCUUCUCCGUUGCCACUCUGGCAAAUUCAAACGCUCCAGAAACAUCCAAUAAUGAACAAGUGAAGAAGCAAAAGAUCAUUUCAACAGAGAAAACUACUUUUGUGCCACCAGCAAAAAAUGAUCCCGAACUGACACCAAAGAGUUCUGUAGACAAAUUUGAUGAAUCUACGACUCCGGACUCUUCUUCAAUUGAGUCUCAUAUGAACAUCGCCGUGAAGAUCAAAGAAGAACCUAUGGAUUACAUCUCAAACCCAUGCGCCUCCAACGAUGUUGUCAGUAAAAAGUUCGUCUUAUCCCAGGAAAAGAGCUCUUGGACAACACCCAACUUGGUUACAGAGCCACAGUUCAUGUUAUCUGUUGCCAGUCUGGCAUCUUCAGAUGCUCCAGACAGAUCUAAUAAUAAUGAACAAGUGAUCAAUUCAACCGAGAAAACUACUUUUGUGCCACUAAAAACAAAAAAUUCCGAACUUGUACCACGGAAUCCUGUACACAAUUUUGACAAGUCAUCAACCCCAGGCCCUUCGAAUGAGUCUCAUAUGGACAUCACUGUGAAGAUCAAAGAAGAACCUAUGGAUUACAUUUCAAACCCGUGCGCGUCCAACGAUGUUGCCAAUGAAGAGUUCAGCUUACCGCAGGAAAAGAACUCUUGUGCAACCGUUAACUCUGUUGAGGAGCCACACUUCACUUUAACGACUACCAGUUUGGCAUCUUCAAACGCUCCGGAAACAUCUAAUAAUGAACAAGUGAAGAAGCGAAAGAUCAAUUCAACAGAGAAAACUACUUUUGUGCCGCCAUUAAUAAAUGAUUCCGAACUGACACAAAAGAGUUCUGUAGACAAAUUUGAUGAAUCUACGACUUCGGACUCUUCAAAUGAGUCUCAUAAUGACAUCCCCGUGAAAAUCAAACACGGAAAACAAUCUAUGGAUUGCAUCUCAAACCCAUGUGCCUCCAACGAUGUUGCCAGUCAAAAGUUCAUCUUAUCCCAGGAAGAGAACUCUUAUAUAACAGCUAACUUGGUUACAGAGCCACAGUUCAUGUUAUCUGUUGCCAGUCUGGCAUCUUCAGAUGCUCCAGACAGAUCUAAUAAUAAUGAACAAGUGAUCAAUUCAACCGAGAAAACUACUUUUGUGCCACAAAAAACAAAUAAUUCCGAACUUGUACCACGGAAUCCUGUACACAAUUUCGACAAGUCAUCAACCCCAGGCCCUACGAAUGAGUCUCAUAUGGACAUCACUGUGAAGAUCAAAGAAGAACCUAUGGAUUACAUCUCAAACCCGUUCGUGUCCAACGAUGUUGCCGAUCAAGAGUUCAACUUACCCCAGGAAAAGAACUCUUGUGCAACAGUUAACUCUAUUGAGGAGCCACAAUGCAUCUUACCCAUUGCCAAUCUGGUAUCUCCGUAUGCUCCAGAAACUUCUGAUAGUGAAGAAUUGAAGAAGAAGCGAAAAACCAAGAAAACAACUUUUGUACCACCUGUAACAAAUAAUCCCGAACUGACACCAGACAGUUCUGUUCACAAUUUUAACGAAUCUUCGACGUCAGUCUCUUCGAAUGAGUCUCAUAUGGGCAUCCCUGUAAAAAUCAAAGAAGAACCGAUGGAUUACAUGGCAAACCCGUGCGCCUCCAACGAUGUUGCCAAUCAAGAGUUCAGCUUACCCCAGGAAAAGAACUCUUAUAUAACAGCUAACUCUGUUGAGGAGCCACAUUUCAAUUUAACCUUUGCCAGUCUGGCAUCUUCAAAUGCCCCGAAAACCUUUGAUCAUGAACAACCGAAGAAGAAUUCAAAAACCAAUUCAACCGAGAAAACUACUUGUGUGCUUCCAGUAAUAAAUGAUCUCAAACUGGUACCAAAGAGUCCUGUAUACAACUUUGAAGAGUCCAUGACUCAAAGCCUUUUGAAAGAACCCCACAAGGACCAGUUCGAUGUUUUUGGCGAGUUCAUUGCUGCCAAGUUGAGAAGUUUCGAUCGGAAAUCAUGCGCCUUUGCCCAGAAGGCCAUUGCUGAUAUUAUAUUCGAAGCGGAUAUGGGCAAAUAUUUGAAGGAAGGACACAAUCAGCCGCAGAUUGCAGAGGCUUGAAGCGCUGUAUCAUUUAGCAGAUAGGCUAAGUGUCUCUAGUCAGUGAUUGCCAAAGAUUACAAUAAAUGGGAAGUCCAGAAAUUUGGUUAGGAUUUUAGAAAGAGUACCGUGAAAUUAAAGAGCUUUCACUUUAAAUAUAGUUUCAUUUUUUAAACUAUCGAUAAUACCAAGUUAAACUAAAUUAAGUAUCAUUCUGGUCUCGAGGAAUACCACCAUGAACAAAAAUACGGCUUAAUAUUUCUCCGAAUUUCUGAA